AUGCCUCACGCCGAUUCUUCCUAUUUCUUUGGCUCAACAAAGGCCGAGAUUUAUCCUCAACUACUUGACCAAACGAGGGGUUUGACCUCCGGUCAACGCAAUUGGGUGAGAGCGAUUCCCAAUCAGAUUCCAAGAGACACAUGCCCAGCUGCUCUGCCUGGUCGCAGGCUUCGCGCGGUGUCGUUUUUCCUGGCCAACAAACUAACAACCAUCAGCAACCUUUCGAACGUCUCUUCGCUGUUGUGGCACACAUUCGCCGCUCUCCCUUCCCCUUCCUCCGCGGUCAAUUGGGCCGGAUUCUAUAUUCGCGAUGACAAGUUCCCCGCCCUCGCCUCGCCCGUCUCAUCGCCUCCCCUUGGCGGUGGACCCAACCUCAACAGCGUAACGAUCUCGACCACAUACGCUUCGACUGAGGACCAACUCCUGCUUCUGGGUCCAUUCAUGGGAAAACCUGCUUGUCAAGAGAUCCGCUUCGGUAAGGGCGUCUGCGGUACUGCUGCCGCUACCCAGAAGACUCUCGUCGUGCCAGACGUGGAGCAGUUCCCGGGACACAUUGCCUGCGACGCCGAGAGCCGCAGUGAGAUCGUUGUUCCCAUUCUUGUUCGGGGCGAGACUGUCGCCAUCAUCGAUAUCGAUUGCGCCCAGCCCGAUGGCUUUGACGACGUUGAUAAGAAGUAUCUGGAGGAAUUGGCCGAGAUCCUGGCUGAGAGCUGCGACUGGUGA
Messenger RNA from Penicillium manginii, 723 nucleotides. RefSeq names its product GAF domain-containing protein. Gene Ontology annotation, cellular component: cytosol. Gene Ontology annotation, molecular function: protein binding; L-methionine (R)-S-oxide reductase activity. The record is from RefSeq and is a predicted model, not a curated record. NCBI's taxonomy places the organism in Eukaryota, Fungi, Ascomycota, Eurotiomycetes, Eurotiales, Aspergillaceae. The transcript has 4 exons. The coding region runs from base 1 to 723 and encodes 240 amino acids.